AUGGACGUCCCUGCACAGGCUGCAUCACACAAGCACCGCCAAAAGCAAUUCCUGCCGCCCAGUCCACCUCUCUCUCCACCAACUGCACGGCGCAGACACAAGAGGCGCCACGAUGACGAAUUCGCAAAGCUGGCAGCCACGCCGUUGCCGUCUCCCACUCUGUCUGCGGCAUUCGACAAGGAAGACAAGCCAGAACCGCUCCUCACGAGGAUCGUCUUGACUCCAGUCCUGUUCACAUCCUUCCUCUUCUCCCUCUUCCUCGUCAACGCCCAAGACCGCGCCCGCCGCGCAGCAGCCCACACCCCGCCUUCCUCCUACCUGGCCUACCUCUUCCCCUCCGCCUGGCUGGACCCCGAACCCUACCAGGACCACAGCGACUCCACCUGGGGCCGUCGCGGCGCUGCUGGGCACGUCGAGCCCCAUGGCGCCGUAGCCCCCAAGCCCGGCCAGCUUGACGGCGCUCAGGGAGACGAGCGAGCGAGGACGGCCAAGGACGGGAAGAGGAAGAGGAGCUGGCACCUGAACAAAAAGAUUGGAAAAAUGGCGAGACUGGAGGUUAGCGAUGCGUUUGACAGCCAGGGAAAGGUGGUCGUGGUUAUGAUGGCUACCAUGGUGUUUGGUGUUAUUGGGCUUUGGGUCGGCAUGCGGUGGAUCUGGAGAUCCAUGUUUGGGUGA
Messenger RNA from Ascochyta rabiei, 675 nucleotides. RefSeq lists its product as uncharacterized. The coding region runs from base 1 to 675 and encodes 224 amino acids. The record is from RefSeq and is a predicted model, not a curated record. Lineage: Eukaryota; Fungi; Ascomycota; Dothideomycetes; Pleosporales; Didymellaceae. The transcript has 2 exons.